Molecule: messenger RNA, 1014 nt
Organism: Nerophis lumbriciformis (worm pipefish)
Lineage: Eukaryota; Metazoa; Chordata; Actinopteri; Syngnathiformes; Syngnathidae
Source: RefSeq, a predicted model, not a curated record
GAGCUAAGAGACCACAACAUUCCCUUUUCGUCGUUCUUGACGGACAACUUUGGCCGGAGACACAAUUACUUACGCAUCUCCUUGACUGAGAAAUGCAACCUGCGCUGCCAGUACUGCAUGCCAGAGGAGGGCGUCAAGCUUACACCAAGAGGCCAGCUUCUGGGUACGACUGAAAUACUGACCCUAGCCCGCCUCUUUGUCAAAGAGGGCGUAGAGAAGAUUCGUCUCACUGGAGGAGAGCCGCUCAUCAGACCUGAUGUGCUGGACAUCAUCGCUGAAUUGAGGAAGUUGGAGGGUCUGAAGACUAUUGCGGUGACAACAAAUGGCAUAAACCUGGCCAGACUACUGCCCCUGCUGAAAGAUGCGGGCCUCGACCUGAUCAACAUUAGUUUGGACUCACUAGUCCCUGCUAAAUUUGAGUUCAUUGUGAGGCGAAAAGGGUUCCACAAGGUUAUGGAAGGCAUUGAUAAGGCUAUUGAAAUGGGAUACAAUCCAGUCAAGGUCAACUGUGUGGUCAUGCGAGGCCUCAACGAAGACGAACUGCUUGAUUUCGUAGCUCUGACAGAGAAGAAGCCUCUGGAAGUGCGCUUCAUCGAAUACAUGCCAUUUGAUGGCAACAAAUGGAACUUCAAGAAGAUGGUGAGCUACCAGGAGAUGUUGGAUCACAUUAAACAGCAGUGGCCUGACCUGGAAAUGCUUCAAACUGGAAAGUCGGACACAGCCAAGACAUUCAAAGUGCCAGGCUUCAAAGGGCAGGUGGGCUUCAUCACCUCCAUGUCUGAGCAUUUCUGCGGCUCAUGUAACCGCUUACGCAUCACUGCAGACGGCAACCUCAAGGUGUGUUUAUUCGGCAACUCUGAAGUAUCCUUACGAGACAUGUUACGUUCCGGUGCAUCAGAUGAAGAAUUGUUGCAAAUAAUCGGCGCUGCAGUGGGCAGGAAGAAGAAGCAACACGCAGGCAUGUUCAACAUCUCUCAAAUGAAGAACAGACCUAUGAUCCUCAUCGGUGGGUGA